Molecule: messenger RNA, 1353 nt
Organism: Symbiodinium natans
Lineage: Eukaryota; Dinophyceae; Suessiales; Symbiodiniaceae
Source: the annotation of a GenBank genome assembly
AUGAGUGCCCAAUCCGCUUCGGCGGUGCGGGGCUCCGCUACAGGGCCUCUGAUGAAUGGUCGCGGGCACCAGUCGUCGGUGGCGCCAAGCUAUGGGGCUGCUUCUGAAGCUGGGUCUACAAGUGGUGUGGGCUUGGAUGCUGGGAGCAGUUUGCCGCAGGACACGAGGAUGGCCUCCGGCUGCAGAUCUGGCAAUGAUCUGCAGCAGGGGUCCAUCCCUGGCUCUGGAGGUGGUGGUACAGCUACACCUUUGGAGGUUGUGAAUGACCUGAGGGCGGCAACCGAUGGGGGCGAGGCCCCAGAUACCGGUUUGCCCCCUGGAGCAGGCAACAACAGUUCAGAACUACCCGAAGGACCUUUGGAGAGUGCACGGCGAGCUGUAGGACAGAUCUGGCAAGCGGUGCAGGUGGCCGCUGGACACCCUGCUAUGGCUUCCCGACCUCCUAUGAACGAAGGAGGAGAGUCUGGGGAAGUGGAAACGUAUCUGAGUGCUGGCUGGGAUGGGUCACGGGAUGAUUCGAGGCGCCUUUGCUUUCUGGGUUUGGGAGUCCUGGAAGAGAAGCUGGAAGGCGUGCCAGCAUUUCCCUCGGUCGCAGCUCAGGGUAUGCAGCCCUUGGAGCAUGUCCCAGGCGUGCCAGCAUUUCCCUCGGUCGCAGCUCAGGGUAUGCAGCCCUUGGAGCAUGUCCCAGGCGUGCCAGGUGCAUCAGGCUUUGCAUUUCCCUCGAUUGCAGCUCAGGGUAUGCAGCCCUUGGAGCAUGUCCCAGGCGUGCCAGGUCCAGGUGCAGCAUUUCCCUCGGUCGCAGCUCGGGGUACGAAGCCCUUGGAGCAAGUCCCAGGUGCAGCAGUUUCCCCGAUCCAAGAUGCAAACGCUAGGAGUCCUGAGGUCACGAACUUACUGCAAGGCCUGCAAGCUGUCCUGCGGGGAAGUGAAGGUUCACCCACGAGUGCCGAGCAGGUCAAGUACCAUUGGCAGGAACUUCCUAAGUUGCCUGAAAUUGGGGCUGAGGCAUCGUUGGCAUUCAUGGAUUGGUUGCACCUUUGCGCGCCCUGUGUGGAGGACAUGUCCAGCACAUCGGCUGACUAUUGGGCAUGCUUGUGCAAGGAAGCAGAGAGAUGGUACGCUGGAUACAUAUCGGCCGAUCCUGUCACCCGAUCAAAACUCCUCUGGGGAUCAUCUGCCGACUGUAUUCUCUGUAUGCCCCUGGUGGAGUCUCGGAACGAGAGCAGGGGAUUCAGUUCCUUCAAUCUCCUGUGCAAGCAUCAUCGCCGCACCAAGCCACUGAAGUCCUCCGGAAGUGGAAGCGUUGGCUACUGCGAACUCAAGCCUUGGGAGGAACCACUCCUGAUCCAGUGA